AUGGCUAGUCCGUUUAAUCCGAGAGAGCAAGUAAAGCCCUUAGCCCCAUCAUCAAGAUACAGCGUUCGCAGCCAUGACUUGGAAGACGACGUCCCUUCCCUCCACAUAACUAAGUUCAGCCACAGAAAUUACUACUGCUGCGGCCUCGCCGCCGCCAUGUUCUUGAUCCUCGCCGUCAUCGCCAUCGUCCUCGGCUUCACCGUCUUCCACGUGAAGGGCCCGAGGAUCACGAUGAACGGCGUCACGAUCGAACAGCUGACGAGUACUGCUAACGGAAGUUUACAGACCGAUUCCAAUAUCACUCUUCUGGCGGAUGUCUCGAUCAAGAACCCUAACGUGGCGUCGUUCAAGUAUGCAAACACGACCACUUUGGUUUACUUCUACGGGACCGAGGUCGGCGAGGGGAGGAGCCCGGCGGGGGUGGCGAAGGCGAGGAGGACGAUGAGAAUGAACGUGACGGUGGAUAUUGUUCCGGCGAAGAUCCUGGCCGUGCCGGAGUUUUCCAAAGAGUUUGCUGCAAGGGUGUUAACUUUGACUAGCUUUACGAGAGUUCAUGGCAAGGUGAAAGUUGUUAUGGUGAAGAGGAAUGUUGAGGUUGAGCUGAAUUGUACCAUGACAUACAAUUUUACAAGCCAAGGGAUUCAGGGAGAUAAAUGCAAACAGCGAGUUAGACUUUAG
Messenger RNA from Rosa chinensis, 678 nucleotides. RefSeq lists its product as uncharacterized. Bases 1 to 678 code for a protein of 225 amino acids. The transcript has a single exon. The record is from RefSeq and is a predicted model, not a curated record. NCBI's taxonomy places the organism in Eukaryota, Viridiplantae, Streptophyta, Magnoliopsida, Rosales, Rosaceae.